Chelonia mydas (Green sea turtle) is the source of this 2197-nucleotide messenger RNA. Its product is annotated as complement factor H-related protein 2. The coding region runs from base 92 to 1126 and encodes 344 amino acids. NCBI's taxonomy places the organism in Eukaryota, Metazoa, Chordata, Testudines, Cheloniidae. The record is from RefSeq and is a predicted model, not a curated record. The transcript is spliced from 7 exons.
GGUAGCAUAGAAAAUGGGAGGGUAAAGCCAGGUUCCUUCUUCCACAGAAGAAAAAGAACAUUUGAAUGUAAUGCCGGGUAUAUAGCAGAAAAUGACAACAAGAGAAUUGAGUGUACUUCUUCAGGAUGGUCUCCUGUACCCAGAUGCAUUCAAUUCUCAGCAAAACACCAAUGCCAAGUUCCCAGGAAGCAACUCUGCAACACGGAUCAGCUGUAAUUACAGAGAUGAAGCAAUACAAUGUGGAAGGAUAGAAAAUGGGAAAAUAGUGAACAAAGUUGAAGAAAAAACAACCUUUCAAUGUAAUCAUGGAUAUAAAUCUGAAAAUGGAAUUAAUGAAACUACCUGUACCUCUGAAGGCUGGUCUCCAGUACCUACAUGUACUGUUCAAGUGUGUCCACAUCCAGCUGACAUCGAUUUGGCAGAAAUUGUCAGUGGGGAGAAAGCAGAAUAUCAGGAGGGUGAUGUUGUUCAGUACAGGUGCUACCCAGGAUACACUCUGGCGGGACCUGAAAGGACAACGUGCAGUGGAGAAAAAUGGACACCUCCUCCAAAGUGCUUGGCUCCAUGUAUUAUCACAAGGCAACAACUGGAAACAAAAAAAUUGCUUCUGUCCAAUGGCCGAAGACGUACAGUAUUGAUUCAAAGUGACCAAACAAUGGAAUUUCUUUGUGGUGAACAUUCUGACCUUAAAAUCCCCUACCUCAUCAAGUGUGUAGAUGGGCACAUGGAUUUACCAACUUGUAUAUCUGGAACUGGGGAAAAGUGUGGCCGUCCACCUACUAUUGAGAACGGAGACAUAACUACUUUAUCGCUAAAUGAGUAUGCAUUUGGCUCUUCUGUAGAAUACAGAUGCCAGCAUUAUUAUAUAAUAGAAGGAGAAAGGAAAUCAUACUGUUACAAUGGAAUCUGGACAAAGGAACCAGUUUGUUUAGAGCCAUGUGUUAUCACACAAGAAGAUAUGAGAUCACACAACAUAGAUCUGAAGUGGGCUUCAGCUCAAAAACUCUAUGUGUCACAUGGAGAUUUUGUAGAGUUUAAGUGUAGAUCCAGUUUAUUGCCAAAUUCUUCAAAUAAUUAUAGAGUGCAGUGCAAUGUGGGCCAAAUACCUUAUCCCCAAUGCACUUAGAGAUGGGUGAAUGUAGGAGACUUCACCACAUGUAAAUGGCAAGUACCCUUUAUUAUUAUGCUUAUCAGUGGUCCCUCUGAAACAGAUCCCCAGGGUUUUAUCAUUCAAACAAGAACUACCACCAGAUAGCAGUCGCUCCAGGAAUUGUAUAAUAGCAACAACUAACUCAUGUUAACCAAUGCUAUAGCAACACUUUUGGGUGUGCACCUUUUUAGGAGUAAUGCCUCCAAAAUAAUCAGCCAAGAUGGUAGAAGACAUAAGCAAUCCUCACAGAGAUCAAACAAAAGAAUAUAAAAUUCCAGAAGCCUUUUAGAAUGAAAAUUGGGGUUUGUGCUCUUUCUUGCUUUUUUAUGUUGGCUAAUGGCAGCUUAAAAGGUGGGAUUUGUUCUCCCCCAUCCUUGCAUAUUGCACUAGAAAUUGAGACCUAGUUUAGAAUGAAAGACUAAGAUGACUGGAGAAUGAGCGUAAUUGUGACAUCACAAGAAUAAAGAGUGAAAAUUAAGCAAAUAAGACAGGAUGUGAUUUUUAGUCAGAUAGUUAAAAACACAACACAAAGAAUUACAGUUUAAUUUCAGUUACCAAGAUCUCAUGCCCCUACAAUUAAGUACAUUAGAGUGUACAAUAAACAUGCUCUGAGACCUCGCAGUGGUCCUCCGGCAAAACCAGGGAAGUCCGUAUGCCUGGUAUUUCUAAGGUAGAAAAAAAAGCUAUUCAAAAACUUUGUAAACAAGAAGAGUCCUUUCAGGCCUUCUUGCUACUUUAUAAAGAAACAAAAGGGGGCAUAAGCUAAUUUCUUUUUAAAUUGCAGGUCACCUUUAAAGAACAUGCUUUCUGCCCUCUCAUACAUUCACUGGUAUCUUCUGAACCCUGCUUAGCUUCCAACAGUGAUCUCCCAUAUUCCUCAGAAGGAAUGAUGACCAUUCUGAAAUGGACCCCCAUCCCAAUUUUAUCAAACAUUACCCACUUCUGUUGCUUGAGGCAGAUUCUCACUUCACCAGAAUUAUAUAAAACCCACUCAUACUGCCACUGGCCCAUCCACUUCAGGCUUCAUAUGCUACAUACACCAAACCU